Molecule: messenger RNA, 975 nt
Organism: Symbiodinium sp. CCMP2456
Lineage: Eukaryota; Dinophyceae; Suessiales; Symbiodiniaceae
Source: the annotation of a GenBank genome assembly
AUGGGCAUUGCCCCAGAUUUGCUGCCGAGAGAACUUCUUGCCCAAUGCCAGAAGGUGAUGAGCUCAUCGCCGGAUAUGCACAUGAACGGUGAGAACGGGUCCUGGGUCCUUUCAGUGUUGAAGAAAGCCUUCGCGGGAACCUCCUCGCUUGGAGCUACCACCGUGCUCCUCGCCGGCAUCGAGGACUGCCAGCGCAUGGCAGUAGUCACCCUGGGAGACUGCGCAAUGCUCUUGUUAAGGCCAACAAAUGGGGACAACCUUCGAAGCACUUUCCGCUCACAGCGGGUCAUGAUGGGUGAGAAGACCCCGGCGCAGGUGCUCCGGCUGCCUCACCAAGUAACGGGUGAACAGAAAGAGUUGGUGGAAGACUUUCGCUUGGAUACAGUACAAAUCAAGCACGGCGAUGUGCUAGUGCUCGGGUCUGACGGCCUCUUCGACAAUCUCAGUGACGAGGCCAUCACCAAUAUCGUGCAGCGCCACUGCACGCAGUGCAGCUUCGACGAUCAAGGUCAUGGGUCUGCGAGAUCGCGGAGUCGCCCGUUGGUCCAGCAGCUGCCGGUAUUGUACAAAGGUCGUCCGAUUCCUUCUGUGUUGCAGCUGCAGCAAGCCGCCACUAGCUUGGUCGAUGCCGCGAUCCAGAAUGUCAUUCUCGUUGCAGACCAACCGGCAGCCAUGCCGCUGGUGGCGCGAGGUAACCCAGACGAUACUACUGCCAUUGUUGCGGUAGUUGUCGAGGAAGGCAGAAACACAGACAGCGACAGUGAGAUCGAGCUGCAUGAUGUUUAUCCAGAUGCUGAAGCGAUGCUGAACAAGGUUGCCUGUCCAGAUCAACGAGUCUGCAGCGCAGGAAUUUGGCCUGUAUGCUGUUAUGCAGCAGCCAUCGAUCGCGACGACAAUGAAGACUCAGAGGCAGAGGUGUCGAGUGAGCAUCCGGACACCGAGCACGGGCAGGUGCCAUCUUGCUGCAUCAGCUGA